AUGGCCAGAGACGGUGGCGUUUCUUGUCUACGGAGGUCGGCGGAGAUGAUGAACGUCGGAAUCGAAUCUGCACCGUUGGAUUUAGACGAAGUUCACGUCUUAGCCGUCGAUGACAGCCUCGUUGAUCGGAUUGUCAUAGAGAGAUUGCUUCGUGUUACUUCCUGCAAAGUUACGGCGGUAGAUAGUGGAUGGAGAGCUCUGGAGUUUCUAGGGUUAGAUAACGAAAAAGCUUCUGCUGAAUUCGACAGAUUGAAAGUUGAUUUGAUCAUUACUGAUUACUGUAUGCCUGGAAUGACUGGUUACGAGCUUCUCAAGAAGAUUAAGGAAUCGUCUAAUUUCCGAGAAGUUCCUGUUGUAAUAAUGUCAUCGGAGAAUGUAUUGACCAGAAUCGACAGGUGCCUUGAGGAAGGAGCAGAGGAUUUUUUACUGAAACCGGUGAAACUCGCCGACGUGAAACGUCUGAGAAGUCAUUUGACGACCAAAGACGUUAAACUUUCAAACGGAAACAAACGGAAGCUUCCAGAAGAUUCUGAUUCCGUUCACACUACUUCUCUUCCGGCGACGACUCUUCCACCGUCUCCGCCGUUGACUAUCUUGUCGGACUCUUCUCCGUCGUUAUCUCCGGUGGAGAUGUUUUCGUCUUCGGCACUUUCUUCUCCGAUAGACGAUGAAGAUGGCGAUGUUUUGCUGACAUCGUCGCCGGAGUCUUCGCCGACGACGGAGGAGGAAUCGCCGAUCCGACGACAGAAGCUGAGGAGUCCCGGAUUAGAUUAG
Molecule: messenger RNA, 774 nt
Organism: Arabis nemorensis
Lineage: Eukaryota; Viridiplantae; Streptophyta; Magnoliopsida; Brassicales; Brassicaceae
Source: the annotation of a GenBank genome assembly